UGUGCCGGCGCCGCAGCCGGCGUCUAUUUGUUUUGUUUAUCUGGUAAUUUUAAGUAUUUUGUAAAGUAUAGUGUAAUUGCAGCUUUGUACUUUGUGUUACAUAAAUUACGCUGUAUAAAUGUUAUUAUUUUUAAGCUGACAAACUUGGGUAGUUAACGUUAACCUCGGAACUUAUUCAAUUAUAAUGGAUAUUAACACAAAAGUAGUUUUAAAUUCCCCUGCUGUCGAUGACGAAACAGAUUUCAGAAAGAAAAUAGAAAUUGCUGUAGCUGUUAAUAAUUUUUUAGAGGAUAACAUUUUGUCAGAUCCAAAUAAUCCGGUUGAAAUUCUCCACAAAUUGACAGGACAGCCAAGAGCAGUAUGUAAUGCUAUAAAUAAAGCGAACGAAACCGCGCUGCCAAAAACGUUUGACGAUUGGUUGGACGAGUAUAACAUGAGAUAUAUGGACGAGUAUCAGGCCAUUAAUCGUGAGAGCUUGAUUAGAAAUCUGGUUGUGCACCAUUAUGUUCACCGCCAAACUGUCCCUACUAUGAAGUUAAUGGUUGAUUUUUUGCAUACGAAUGGUCACAAAGAUAUCACUCUUGAUAAGCUAAGACAACUUUUAAAAGCUAACGGUUUCAUAUGGCAGCGCCUUCCUCGAACAUCGAAGAGUAUUCUGGUUGAAGAUCCCAAACAAGUGUUUGAGAGACAGAGUUAUUUAAGCAGUAUUUUAAAGUACAGGGAACAGGGUCGCCAUAUUGUGUACGUUAAUGAAACGGUUAUAAGACAAGGCGCCUUAAAAGCGCACGAGACUUCCGGUACUUAUCUCUAUUGUUAUGCAGUGGUUUCUCCCGACCAAGGAUUACUUGACAUAAAAGUGACAACCGUCAAUAUACCUUCCUCGAGCCUAUUUAAUAAGUUUCCGCCCAUAACGCCUUGGAUAAUAGACGAAGUCAUCAAGAAAAUACCAGAAGGGAGCGUGAUCGUUUGGCCGUGUAGAUCUUAUCAUGCUAAAAGUUUUGAACAAUUACCAGAUCUGUUUAGCACAAAGAAUCAAAUGAAGGAUUGGUUACAAUUCAGAAACAUACCGUUUGAUAAUAAAAUGCAUAGAGCAGAAUUGAUAAAAAUAAUUGAAAGUUCGAAGUACACAUUCGAAGAGAGUCAACUAGAUAAACUGGAAGUAGCCAUCGCAGCGUACGGACACGUGGCGUUACGGCUGCCCAGGAAGCUCGGUAUGCUGAGCCUAUUUGAAAUAUUUUGGACUAGAUUUUUCAAAACUAAUGUUAUUUGGCACAAAAAAUGCAAAACCGUGGCUCUCGUUCGGAAAGCUUUUGAAAAAAGGCCUUUAAGUCAUUGGAAAGAAUUUAAUAAUAAAUUGAUACAAAAAGAAAUUACGAUAUUUAAAGAAGAUAGAGCUAUGGAGGAAGUGAUCGAUAAAAUAUUGACUAUGGCAAGGUACGAAGAUCUUAAAAGCGAUGAGUUCGAUAAUGAAAUUCCUGACAGUUGGCUUUAUGAUUUCAUUGCUGUUUAGAUUACUAAUAUUUACUUAUCCAAAAAAAAAAAUAUAUUCUUUUAUUUUCCUUUUUAAAAUUUAAAAAUUAUAUUAUUGAUAUAAUCUAUACUACAAUAUAUAUAUCUGAAGGCUCUAUCUGUGCCUACAAGGUCCACGAUGUUUGGGUCAAUUUCUAAGACGAAUCCGUUGCUUUCUCCAAAAUUUUCAUCAAGAUCGGUCAUGCGGUUCUUGCGUUAUAAAAGGACAUCGUACUGACCGACCAAUGUAAAAAAGUAUCAAGAAGUACCUAUAAUAUUAAAUGGGGAACCUUUAAAACUUGUAGAUUCUACUUCGUUUCUUGGAACAGUAUUAAUCAAAUCAAAUCAAAAUAUUUUAUUGCAAGUCACAUUUUACAGUAGGAUGGUUGGUACAUUAAUGGGUAGACAAUAUGUGACGCCCUGCAAGGGCACAGGAACGUUAUACAUAAAAUAAAUAAGUCUUAUACGUUUUUUACAUUCUUAUACUAUAUUGUAACUAAUUCUCACACUUGUAAUUAAAAAAUUCGGGUAAAUCGUAGAAGCAUUUUGAAACUAAAAAUUUUUUAAGAUGUCUUUUAAAUAGAGAAGGCUUCUCUUUAUUUUUAAUUUCGUUUGGGAUGCGAUUAUAAAUUUUUAUUGCCAUGUGGUGAGGGCUCGAUGACACUAAUGACAUACUUGUUUGGGGAAUUUUUAAUUUGUUUAAAUUUCUAUUAUUUCGCUUGUUAUUUGGUAGUGUUCAGUAUAAGUCCGAAUGUUUUUUAACAAAUUUACAUGCUUCUAGGAUGUAAAUUGAAGUAAGAGUUAAAAUUUUGUGUUUAAUAAAAUAUGGUCUACAUGAAUCCAUCUGCUGAAUAUUUUCUAAAAUUCUGAUACAUUUUUUCUGUUGAGUAAAUAUAUCUUUUAUUUCACUACAGUUUCCCCAUAUUAAUAUUCCAUAUGAUAAUCUAGAAUGUGCAUAUGCAUAAUAAGCAGCAAGGGCAGAUUUGAAAUCUGUUACGCGUUUUAGUUGGUAAAGAGCAUAAGUAAAAGGUGACAUUUUGCUUUUUAAUUUCUGUAGAUAUGGCUUCCAUGUCAAGUGUGAGUCUAAAUCAAUUCCCAGUAGUGUAGCUGUGUCAACUGUUUCAAGUUGUGAAUUUUUGUAAGAAUAAGAUAUAUUUAAGGGGGAUUUUUGAUAAGGUUUAAAAGGUAUAAUUUUAGUUUUAUUAAUAUUAAGUUCAAGAUUAUUAUUAUUUAGCCAAUAAAAGAUUUUGUCCAUUGUAA
Molecule: messenger RNA, 2769 nt
Organism: Leptidea sinapis
Lineage: Eukaryota; Metazoa; Arthropoda; Insecta; Lepidoptera; Pieridae
Exons: 2
Coding region: 185-1510 (441 amino acids)
Source: RefSeq, a predicted model, not a curated record